AUGGGAGGCACUUCCCCUUGUGCUUCAUGCAAGUUGCUACGACGCCGGUGCGCGAAAGAUUGCAUCUUUGCUCCUUAUUUCCCUUCCGAUGACCCUCAAAAAUUCGCCAUCGUCCACAAGGUCUUCGGCGCCAGCAACGUCGGCAAAAUGUUGCAGGAGCUUCCAGUUCAUCAGAGAGCAGACGCAGUGAGCAGCUUAGUGUAUGAAGCAAAUGCAAGAGUUCGAGACCCGGUUUAUGGGUGUGUUGGGGCCAUAUCGUAUCUGCAGAAUCAAGUUUCAGAGCUUCAAAUGCAGCUCGCAGUGGCUCAAGCAGAGAUCCUGUGCAUCCAGAUGCAGCAGGAACCAGAACCAGAGCCAGUGAUGGAAAACCCAGAACUUGACCCCAAUCAGAAACCUUAUUUUCUCCAAAACGACAUCCCUCAUCAUCAUCAGCACCUUAACUCUGCGUCUUCCACCAGCAAUGUAAUUCAGGACUCUCUCCAGAGAGAGAGCUUCUUUGGACACGACAUGGUUUCUUAACUUGAAUUCCUCCCUUCGUUUUUGGUUCCAAGUUAUGUUUCUUUUCAUGGAAUAUGAAUGGGUUCUGUGCAGUUCUUUUAUUA
Messenger RNA from Neltuma alba, 602 nucleotides. Its product is annotated as LOB domain-containing protein 12-like. Bases 1 to 519 code for a protein of 172 amino acids. Lineage: Eukaryota; Viridiplantae; Streptophyta; Magnoliopsida; Fabales; Fabaceae. The record is from RefSeq and is a predicted model, not a curated record. The transcript is spliced from 2 exons.